AGCUCUCCUUUUCACAUGCAUGAAUCCCAUGAAAGAAAUAAGAGGAGAGAAGCCAGGCUGAGGGGGGCAGAGACUGGACAGUUCCCUUUAACUUUGGAAUCUGCAUGUGGUUCCAGUUUCAUCAGACACUCACUAAACAGACACCCUGAGCACCAGAUUCAUCCAAGCUUUGGGAAUUUGCUUUGCACACAGGACCAGGUGAGAUGGGGGACUGAUAACACAGUAUGAGAAAAUCAAGGAGCACUGGCUACUGGAGUUAGCAUUUUAACUAACUGAGCCGUGGAAGGCAACUUGAUGCAAGACGGCAUUGAUCAGAGAGUGGGUGCUUUGCCCGCCCAGAAGAACCACGGGAGAAAGGGGAGUGGAUCCUCAGAAGAAACUACAAGUACAAGAAGAGUUAAGUUGCAGACAUCUUUCCCUCCUAUUCACCUCAGUCUCAUUUCCAGUUCGAAGCCGCUGGACAAAAAACAUAAGGAUUAUGCCUCCAGUCUGGAUAUUUCUAGAGAUGUAAGAGGGGAAAAAAUCAAUCUGCCUCAAGUGGAGAACGGAUCAGAGAACAUUCCAAAAACUGUGAAAACAUUCCCUGAAAAAUUCAAAUAUACCAAGGAUUACGGAUGCAAUAUCAGCUCACUGGCAAGUACCCCGCCCUUGCCCUAUAGUAGCCAGAAAGACUCCAGAACUGACAGACAAACAAGGUUAGAGGUUCCGGUAACAAAGUGCACCACCGACAGGCUGUCACCAGACACGGCCAAACUCCCAGAAUGCCCACUGUGCAAAAAUGAACGGCGAAUCAGAAAUGAUUAUGAUAAAGUCAUCUUGCAAUCAAAAAAGGAAAAGGAGGUCCUGCAACAAAAAGUCUCCCAACUGGAAGCUGAAUUGGAAAAACUGGAUGAUUUUGCCAAGUGGAUGAGGAAAAGAGAAGGAGAUGUGCUGCCGGUGUCUUCGGAACAGGAGCAUGACAUUGAAGGCUGCUCUGAUUUGAGAAGCUUGGACAACAUUUACAUGAAUAGAGGGCCAAACGGAAUCAGCUGGGAAGACUACAGACUCCUGCAGGAGAAGAAUAAAGAGAAACAGGAGCAGAUUGAUUGCUACACUUCAGAAAUUGAAGGCCUAAAAGCUCAGCUCAAUAAAAUGCGAGAAGCUGAAAGGGAACAGGAACAGUUAUUGAGAAUCAAGCAAAGCACAGUGGCUUUGGACAUAGACAACUUAAAGUCUCAGCUUGAGAAAGCCCAAGAGCACGAGAAGCUGAAAGUCGCAAAUCUGGAGAAUGAGAAGGCAAAUAUCCUUCUGCAGAUGGACAGUAUGAAAGGCGAACUGGAAAAGUUUAAGAAAAGAAGAUCUUUACUCACAGCCGAGCUGCGCAAGGAAAAGGAUGGUCUCUUCAUGGAAAAUGAAAAGCUGAAAGAAUAUGCAGAUAAGAUAAAAGCAGAGAACGCUGCUCUCUCAGAGACUGUGCAGAUUCUCCAGAAAGACUUAGAGAAGAGGUCGGUGGUCUCUUGUUACCCUCCCCAGGUCUACACGGCAGGGGCUGAAGUCCUGCUCAUCACACACAGAUCUUCAACAGAAAAUGUCCGCGCCGUUGGGACAGAAUAUCAAUACCAAGAAGUGUGCGGCUGUGGGAGAACCCAUCAGAAUGUGAGUUUAACCUCUGCUAAAGGUGCCCUGACUCAGGCGCAAGAAGAUGAAGUGAGAAUAAAAGAACUGUAUAAGCAGAUGAAGCGGGAAAGGAACCUUUUACUGGAUGUCAUGGUGAUCAUGUACACGAGGCGCUGGUUUGUGGAAGAAGCCGUCCCACACGUGAAGAGGGCCCUGAGGAAAUGUGGUGCUUUCUCCGAUGAUGUGGAAUUAGAUAUGGGACGUUAAUGAUAUUUAUUGCUGCGGGUGUGGGUAUGAGGCAGGGCAGGGAAGUGUUCCUGUUUGUUUAGCAGACUCAAUGUAUGUGUGUGACACGCAGGAAUACAAUGCUGCUGUUGUUAUUACUGAAGCCCAUGGCUCCUCCCCCUGCGCUGCUUUAAGCUUUUGUGUAAGUGACGAGUGAUGGGAUUAGAAGAAAGAAGCGCCGGGACUUUUCCCACUUACACACAUUCUCUCACCAAAUAAAAACAACUUCAUUGUGGAAUGAUCAUGUGACCUGUGAAUCAGUUGCACCCGUUGUUCUCAUUACAGAGACACAUCGUUAUCAGGUUUAACCCUCUACUUACACUGAGGGUCAGGGCACAUGGGCAGAUUCGGGGAGAUUAGUUCCCCCCAGCGAUAAUCUCCCCGAACUGCCUUCCCGCCGGCUAUAAUGAAAAAUCGCCAGCGGGAUGGCACUCGCGUCGCCCGAAGUAAAGGUCAUUGACAGUAAUUAAAUGCACAACUUGCUAAAACUGUUUUGCGAAAAUUUUCUCUGCCACUAUAGUCGUGGCGUAACUGAGAAGAACAUUUAUCAAAGGUCGAAAUUUCGAGUUUUUAAAAACUGCAAUUCAGCAGAUUUUAGGUGGUCAAAUUUGAGCUCUUAAAGGGCCAGUGUAUGAUA
Xenopus laevis (African clawed frog) is the source of this 2518-nucleotide messenger RNA. RefSeq lists its product as uncharacterized. Bases 295 to 1863 code for a protein of 522 amino acids. The record is from RefSeq and is a predicted model, not a curated record. NCBI's taxonomy places the organism in Eukaryota, Metazoa, Chordata, Amphibia, Anura, Pipidae. The transcript has 11 exons.